This is a messenger RNA of Nannospalax galili (Upper Galilee mountains blind mole rat), 3881 nucleotides long. It is a transcript of the gene Spire2, whose product is annotated as spire type actin nucleation factor 2. The record is from RefSeq and is a predicted model, not a curated record. The transcript is spliced from 15 exons. Gene Ontology annotation, cellular component: cell cortex; cytoplasmic vesicle membrane. Gene Ontology annotation, biological process: establishment of meiotic spindle localization; intracellular transport; Golgi vesicle transport. Gene Ontology annotation, molecular function: actin binding. NCBI's taxonomy places the organism in Eukaryota, Metazoa, Chordata, Mammalia, Rodentia, Spalacidae. Bases 35 to 2218 code for a protein of 727 amino acids.
CCGCCGCUCGGGCGGGCGGCGAGGAUGAGCGGCCAUGGCCCGGGAGGGCGGCGGCGGCGCGGCGGCUCCGGAGCGCGCGGGGGGCGCGGCGCGGCGGGAGCCAUGGGAGCUGUCCCUGGAGGAGGUGCUGAAGGUGUACGAGCAGCCCAUCAACGAGGAGCAGGCCUGGGCGGUGUGCUUCCAGGGCUGCCGCGGGCUGCGGGGCGCGCCGAGUGCCGGGCGGCGCAUCCGGGACACCGCGGACAUCCUCCUGUACAGGGACGGCUCGGUCGGCGCGCGGCUCUUGCCGGAGCCCACAACCAUGGUGGUACCACCAGCCAGCUCAGAAGCCCAGAUGGUGCAGUCUUUGGGCUUCGCUAUCUACCGGGCAUUGGACUGGGGAUUAGAUGAGAGUGAAGAGAGAGAGCUCAGCCCACAGCUGGAGCGGCUCAUUGACCUCAUGGCCAACAGCGAUUGCGAGGACAGCAACUGUGGGGCAGCAGAUGAAGGCUACGGGGGUCCAGAGGAAGAGGAGGAGGCUGAAGGUGGCCCCCGAUCUGUGCGCACUUUCGCCCAGGCCAUGCAGAUGUGCGCUGCACGCCUUACUGACCCCCGUGGUGCACAGGCCCACUACCAGGCAGUAUGCCGAGCUCUCUUUGUGGAGACACUGGAACUUCGUGCCUUCCUGCUCAGGGUGCGUGAGGCCAAAGAGAUGCUGCAGAAGCUGGGGGAGGAUGAGCCGCAGGUAGAGAAGCCUCUGGCUGAGCUUGACCACCUGGGACACACAGACUGGGCCCGGCUGUGGGUUCAGCUUAUGAGGGAGCUGCGCCAUGGAGUAAAGCUCAAAAAGGUACAGGAGCAGGAGUUCAACCCACUGCCCACCGAGUUCCAACUCACCCCCUUUGAGAUGCUGAUGCAGGACAUCCGUGCCAGGAACUAUAAGCUGCGCAAGGUCAUGGUUGAUGGAGAUAUCCCUCCCAGGGUGAAAAAAGAUGCACAUGAACUCAUCCUUGACUUCAUCCGCUCACGACCUCCACUGAAGCAGGUCUCAGAGAGACGGCUUCGCCCUGUACCACAGAAACAGAGGACACUGCAUGAAAAGAUUCUGGAGGAAAUUAAGCAAGAACGGAGACUCCGUCCAAUGGGGAGCCAGCAUUUGGGUACUCGUGGUGAGCAAGGAGAGGGCAUGAUGGGGUUUGGUUCUCUGCCCUGCAUCCUCAAUGCCUGCUCCGGGGACAUCAAGUCCACUUCCUGCAUCAACCUGUGUGCCACAGAUGCUGGGAAUGGAAGCCAACGUCCAAGGCCCCGGGUUCUGCUCAAAGCCCCCACCUUAGCAGAGAUGGAAGAAAUGAACACAUCUGAGGAAGAAGAGUCUCCAUGUGGGGAGGUGACACUGAAGCGAGAUCGCUCUUUUUCGGAACAUGACCUGGCUCAGCUUCGGAGUGAGGUAGCAUCUGGCCUGCAGUCAGUCACUCAGCCCCCAGGAGGAAUAGAGCUACCCCGGCCCCGGGCAGGUAGCAUGCAUACUUGGAAGCCCAGCACUGGAGACCAGGUUUCCUGUCCUAUGAGUGUCCAGUCUCAGCCUGGCUCCAGAUCCCCUAUGCCCAGCAACCUGAACUCAAUGGACAGACCUGAGGCUUCUGCACCAGAUACCAGACACCUAUGGCUGGAGUUCAGCCACCCUGUGGAGAGCCUGGCUUUGACUGUGGAGGAAGUGGUGGAUGUGCGCCGUGUGCUAGUGAAGGCUGAGAUGGAAAAGUUCCUGCAGGACAAGGAGCUCUUCAGCAGUCUGAAGAGGGGGAAGAUUUGUUGCUGCUGCCGAGCAAAGUUUCCCCUCUUCUCCUGGCCUCCUACCUGUCUCUUCUGCAAGAGAGCUGUCUGCACUUCCUGUAGUGUAAAGAUGAAGAUGCCUUCCAAGAAGUGUGCACACAUCCCUGUCUACACACUGGGUUUUGAGAGUUUUCAGAGGGUGUCAACUACAAAAGUCUUGCCAAUGCUGAGGAGAGAUGCCUUCCAAUCCUUGCAGGGACCUCAGUGGCGGAGCGUGGAGGAGGAGUUUCCCCACAUCUAUGCCCAUGGCUGUGUCCUGAAGGAUGUUUGCAGUGACUGCACCAGCUUCGUGGCUGAAGUAGUAUGUUCCAGCCGCAAGAGUGUGGAUGUCCUCAAUGCCACUCCACGCCACGGCCGCCAGAUCCAGUCCCUCUACAUCCCAAACACCAGGACUCUCAACUUCCAGUAACUAUCUUGAUGGCCAGGCCUGUACCAGGCUGUGCCACCCUGCUCCCCAUCCUGGAACACUGCUGAGGCCUACCACCUUGCGCAUGUACAUAUAUACAUAUAUAUAUAUAUAUAUAGAUUUAUAAUAUAUACACCUAGCCUAUAUAUUUAUAUACAUUGUCUUGCCCCACAGUUCAUUUGGAGCCAGGAUUUCUCCAGGACCCACCUUUUCCCUUUCCUCUCAGGACUCUUUGGAAAGGCAGGGAAGGAAUCAGGAGAAUGGAGGGAGGGCAGGGGACUCUGGAUCUUGGGGCUCUUAGCACAGCUCUCCUGUCCGUGCCCUUGUUCUCUUCACCUCAGUAGUGAACAUGUGGCAGCCUCCCUUCCCUGGGUCGAUGUCCAAUCUGGGACAAGGUACCUUGGUUCUCAGGUGAAUUAAGUACCAGGUCUGCCUCUGCUGUCCUUCAGGGUGCUCAAACAGCCAUCAGCAUCUGGGAGGCCUCUGAGUGGGUGGGAUUCUCAUAGGAGACAGCCUAGGCACCCCAAGUCAAGCUUGAUUUUUGUCCCUUGCUGAUGUUGUGUGACUUUUCUUUGGGAGACAUGAGGAAAUUCCAUAUAGGGCACUAACAUAUCAAAGAAAUGAUUCCACCUAAAUCUCACUUGAUGAACCAGUGAGUUUAUUGAGGUUGCAAAAGCAUAGUGAAGGUUACUUAUGGGAACAUGAGUGACUCUCAGGUAGCUGUAUCACCCCAGAGCCCCAUCUCAGCAUAAGUGAUAACUCAUAAAAGCUUCACCACUGGAAUUCCCACCCCCAACCAACUUUCCAUUCCUAUAUUAAGACCAUGGUGGAGCUGGGAGGCAGAGUGGAGGGGUGGCUGCAAUCUCAGGUGAGGUUCUAGUGACCCCCUUCCUACCAGGGAAUGUUAAUAACCCCAUAACCGUUACCAUAGACCUACCUAUCAUUACUGUAUUGUAUUGUUUUACUUACUUUAUGGCUAUGACUGAAGGCCAAGGCAGUCUGUAAGUUAACACAGCUACCUGGUCAUGUUAAUUAAGCCCAGGGGAAAUAGUUACACCGAAGUUUCCAGGAAGGGCCUAUACUAAGCACCCUGCCUAUGUACAUGCACUCAAAUGGGUUCUGUUAUCACCCCACCUUGCAGAUUUGGAAACAAAGGUUCAGUAAGGUAAAAGGAUUUGACAGUUUAUCCCAGAAUAUGCCAAAACGUCAACUGAAGCCUAUUGGCUGACUCUCGGCUCUGAUACUCUGCCUAGAGCUGGAGGAGGCACCUAUGGGAAAUGACUUGUGACAAAUGAAGCUGUGGGAAUGAAUCAUAUAUGAAAUUAGAGCAGCCAAUAAAAACAGCUAGCCCCCAGCACUUGAAUACUUCACAGACUGCCUGUCUUUUUUUUUAAAGAAAGGCAGAGAGGGUCAGGAAUUGCUGCUGUCACCCAACCAGCAAGGAAAACAUUCAUGUUUGGCUAGAUGUGUAACUUUAAUCGCAGCACUAGGGAAGCAGGCAGGAAGAUCUCUGUGAGUUCCAGGCUAGCUAGGGCUACAUAGUGAGACUCUAUCCACAAAACACUCAUGUUUGGACCAGGUAUGGUGGCUUAUACCUGUAAUCUCAGCACUUGGGAGGCAGAGUUAGAUCAUGAAUUUGAGGCUAGUCUGGGCUACAUAGCAAGUU